This is a messenger RNA of Alexandromys fortis (reed vole), 488 nucleotides long. Its product is annotated as secretoglobin family 2A member 2-like. NCBI's taxonomy places the organism in Eukaryota, Metazoa, Chordata, Mammalia, Rodentia, Cricetidae. Gene Ontology annotation, biological process: androgen receptor signaling pathway. The record is from RefSeq and is a predicted model, not a curated record. The coding region runs from base 60 to 488 and encodes 142 amino acids. The transcript is spliced from 3 exons.
CAGAAAGUUCCCUGAUCUCCAUCUUGUACCAAAGGCCAACCCACAAGGGCUUCCUCAACAUGAAGCUGGUCCUGGUCUUCUUGCUGGCCGCCAUCCCCAUUUGCUGCUAUGCCAGCAGUUCUAAUUGCCAUGCAAUGGAUGACGUCGUUGCACAGAUUACUAACUCAUCUGUGUCUGUGGCUGAGUUUCAGAAAGUGAUAAAGUCAUACGCACUUCUUCCUUAUGACCAAAAGGCUUUGGGUGAAGUGAAACAAUGUUAUCUAGACCAGUCAGAGGAGACUAUGGCCAAUUAUCGAGUGAUGAUGAGCAGAGAGCCUCAAGUCCACAAAGAUAUUGUGACUGAGUUCUCCUCACACGUGUACCUUCUUUUUGGAAACAGUGAGGGGAAAGGGCUGCAAAUUUCUCAAAGACCAGAAGCAGGCUCCACCCAGCAGAGUCCUUAUCCACCUUCCAGGUGCCCUGGGAAUGACAGAAUACACUUCCUGUAG